AUGUCUGACGAUUAUUCAGACAGCGCAGCUUAUUCGGAAGAAGCCAAGCAUGGACCUUCACGGAAGCUGCGAUUAUUCAGCAUGUUCAAACACCGGUUACGUCGGCCUGGUCUUCCCCGUUUGACGAUGCUACGAAAAUUCAUCCUCCUUUUAUUUAUUAUACUCACUGCUACACUCUUGAUUUCACUCAAUAUCAAGCGCAUCAGGAAGAGAAAGAACUUUGAUGAUGGCGUGGAUCUACCUGACUAUACGAACCCAAAGGAUCGCCGUAUGGGCAUGAAAAACCUCAGUUCAAAGAUCGAUUUUCCUUUCGAGGUAGGGUGCAGAGUUCCAGACACAAACGCUCCUCGGGCAAAUGCCUCAUUUGUUAUGCUAGCUAGAAACUCCGAGUUGGAUGACGUUGUGAAAUCCAUGGAGUCUUUGGAAAGGCAUUUUAAUCAGUGGUACAACUACCCAUGGGUCUUCCUCAACGAUGUGGAAUUCACAGAUGAGUUUAAAACUACUGUUCAGAGCCAUACCACGGCUAAAUGUGAGUUUGGCACUGUUGCACCGGAGAAGUGGAACUUUAGUCCGGACAUCGAUCCGGAUGUGCUUAAGGAGAGCAUCGAGAGCCAGGGAGAUCGCAAGAUUUUCUAUGGUAACAUGGAAUCAUACCACAAGAUGUGCAGGUUCUAUUCUGGCGAAUUCUUCAAGCACCCACUUGUUCUGAGAAAUGAAUGGUAUUGGAGGGUCGAGCCCGAUGUACAAUUCUUCUGCGAUUUGACUUACGAUCCCUUUCUUGAGAUGGAAAAGCAUAAGAAGAAGUAUGGCUUCACGGUCGCCAUUGGAGAGAUUUAUUACAGUGUCCCCACCCUCUUUUCCACGACCAAGGCAUUUAUCAAAGAGCAUGAAAUCAAGGUGAAGUCUGCUUGGGAAUUCGUCGCCGACAGGUACAGAGCGGUGAAGGGUAAGAAUGCAGCUAACUACAAGGGAAAUGACCGGAUGACUGACCGUCAAUUUGAAACGAAGGUGGAAAAAGACCUUAACUUGCGACGCUUGCUCGCCAAAAGUGGCAAGACUGAUAAGGAUUUUGCAGCAGUCAAAGAUUCUGAUAAUAUUAGGAAUAUCUUUGACGAGUCAUACGACAAACCAAGCAUUCCCUUGGACAAAUUUGAUGACGAGGAAUACAAUCUUUGCCAUUUCUGGUCAAACUUUGAGAUUGCACGCACUGAUCUCUUCCUUUCAGAGCAAUAUCAAUCCUACUAUGAUUAUUUGGAAAAGGAUGGUGGGUUUUAUAGAGAGCGGUGGGGAGAUGCCCCCGUUCAUUCAAUCGCGGUGGCCAUGCUCCUCGAAAGAGAAGAAUUGCAUUAUUUCCGUGACAUUGGGUACAAGCAUACGACCAUGGGUCACUGUCCCAACAAUGCACCGGGUAAACAGCUCCCAUAUGAGGCAGCACAACAAAAAUACGCUCACACAGAAAGCAACCCAUGGCUUAGUUUUAUGAGCAACAACUCGCCCGACCCAACUGCUCGAAAUGGCGUGGGUUGUCGUUGCGAGUGUCCUCCAGGUCACAAGGAUGUGGAGGAUUAUUCUAGCAUGUGUAUUAAGCAUUACUCCUGGGUCAUGUCAGACCAGUUUGAGGAGACGACGCCAUUCGACUUGGACGCAAUAGAGCAAAGGAUUGAUGACAAAAUCGACCGCUACCUUAAACUAGGUGGGGAAUUUGCCAAAAACUCUGUUCAAAACAUGAAUUGA
This is a messenger RNA of Candidozyma pseudohaemuli, 1734 nucleotides long. Its product is annotated as glycosyltransferase family 15 protein. Gene Ontology annotation, molecular function: alpha-1,2-mannosyltransferase activity. The record is from RefSeq and is a predicted model, not a curated record. The transcript has a single exon. Bases 1 to 1734 code for a protein of 577 amino acids. Gene Ontology annotation, cellular component: membrane; Golgi apparatus. Gene Ontology annotation, biological process: protein N-linked glycosylation; cell wall mannoprotein biosynthetic process. NCBI's taxonomy places the organism in Eukaryota, Fungi, Ascomycota, Pichiomycetes, Serinales, Metschnikowiaceae.